This is a messenger RNA of Micropterus salmoides (largemouth bass), 9994 nucleotides long. RefSeq names its product jumonji domain containing 1Cb (gene jmjd1cb). Gene Ontology annotation, biological process: regulation of transcription by RNA polymerase II. Gene Ontology annotation, molecular function: transcription coregulator activity; histone H3K9 demethylase activity; chromatin DNA binding. Gene Ontology annotation, cellular component: histone deacetylase complex; chromatin. The record is from RefSeq and is a predicted model, not a curated record. NCBI's taxonomy places the organism in Eukaryota, Metazoa, Chordata, Actinopteri, Centrarchiformes, Centrarchidae.
GAGAAACACAAGUAUGGAUGGCGGCGGUGAUGCGGUUCAGCGUUCCACCGUUUUUCGUGUUGAGAGAAAAGACUGACGCUUGAGCGGGUGGAGACUGCUACACAUUUAAAUCCCCCGGGUCGGGUUUUCAGCGUUUAGCAACAAAUAACUUUUCCUUUUUUAUUUUCAUUCUACCGUUGGAUUCUUUAGAGCUGGUUUAAUGUCGUAAGGAACAGGUCUGUAAGGGCGUCGUUGUUGGAAGUUUUUUCGAGGGGGGGUUUUGACCAGCAAAGGGCCAUGGCAGUCGAGGCUCGACCGGAGCUGGUCGGAAAGCGGUUCCUCUGUGUCAGCGGGGACGAGCCUCCUGAAAUCGGCGACUUCGGUCGGUGGCCGUGGAGGUCUGGAGUCAUACGGGCCGUUAACCAUCGUGACAGCGACAAUCCCGACCUGACGGCAUAUGUGGAGUUUGAUGACCAGGAAUGGGAGAAGAGAGAGUGGGUGAAGGUCUAUGAGGAUUUCCAGCUGUUUCUAUUGGAGCACCAGCUGGUCUGGGCCAAGAGAAAGGAGGGAGCAGGAGGAGGAGCAGGAGCAGGUGGAGGAGCAGGAGGCCUACUGCUGGGAACCAAGGCCAAACACAUACAGUGGCCUGCCCUGACAUUUAAGCCAGUAGUGGGGAAGAGCCUGUUGUCGCCAGUAACAGCAGUGGAAUUCUUGUUAGACCGACAGCUGGACUUCCUGUCUGACCAUUCAGCCUACCAACCAUACCAGGAUGAGGUGGACAGUCAGAACCCAGUGUUAAGAGACAACCAUCAGCUCCAUGAAGAAGUGACAGGCUGGCUCAAAGACCAGAAGGUGCAGGAAAUUUUUAUGCAAGGUCCCUAUUCAUUGAAUGGCUACCGCGUGCGUGUUUACAGACAAGACUCAGCUACCCAGUGGUUCACUGGCAUCAUUACACACCACGAUCUCUUCAGUCGAAACAUGGUCGUCAUGAAUGACCAGGUGCUAGAGCCUCAGAACGUGGAUCCAUCUAUGGUCCAGAUGACCUUUCUGGAUGACGUGGUCCACUCCCUGCUGAAAGGAGAAAACAUUGGCAUCACUUCAAGACGAAGGUCACGUUCCAGCCAGAACAACAACUCUGCCCACAUGGCGGGAGGGAGACCCGGCGGGACCACUGGCAACACUCAGAGUCAUUACACACGAGCCCAAGCCAACAGCCCCCGCCCCAUCAUGACUUCAUUGGGCCCUAACCCAAAAGGUUCCCAGGGGAUGCUGACCUCCCAGCAGCAGAGCCAAUCACAGCAAAGCCAGCAACCAGCCAGCCAAUCACACAACUCGCCCGGCGGCAGUGGGCGGGAACAGAGAGAGCAGCGCAACUCUCGCUCUUCCAGGAGGAAAGGAUCAGAUAGCAGUGUUCCAGAGGAGGAUAAGGACAGGAGAGAAGAGACCACAGGGAGAGACUCCAAGUCAAAGGCAAAGCAGGCGGUGAACAAACGCAGGAAAGGCGAGGAAGAUGAGAAGAAGGCAGGUUUAAAGAGGCUGAAGACUGACAUGACCUCUGAUCUGUCGGAGAGCAGCGACUCAGAAAACCCACACAACAAGAGGACCGCCCACUCCUCAUGCUCCUCCUCCUCCUCAUCGUCUUCGUCGUCGUCGUCCUCCUCCUCUUCCUCCUCCUCAGAGCCCAACUCUGAGAAUGAGCUAAAGACUCGCAGCAGUGAUGUGAAACCAAGCGGUGUUUCCAAAAAAGAGGAAGAUGAGAAGCCUCUGAUGCAUGGCACCAAACUGAACGAUUCCUCUUCUCUCAUUAGUCGCCUGUCCCCGUGGGUGGAGCUUCAAGCAGAGGACAGCAAGAAGGGUCUGGUUAAGGAAACAAGCAAAAUGAUAACAAAGGAGGAGGAGGAAUUGGUCGCUGUAACACAGAUCACACAGUCUCCACGGCAACAGACGCCUCUGAGUUCUGACCCCAUCCAGGGCGGCAUUAUGGAGAGCAGCAAGAACACUAUGAAAGUGUCAUCUCGGUCCCAGACGCCGUCUUUAUCCCACCUCCACGGUGGCAGUGUGAUUGACAUCACAGAUGAUGCCCAGGCGACGGUGCACCAGGAGAGUUCAGAGGCAGUGUCUGCGCUGCUCGCCUCCCAGAAGGCCGAGUCCACGUCCCUCUCACCUUACCUCCCACUCAACCCCUCUCCCGUCUCCUCGCCUCCCGUCCCGCCAUCUCCUUCUCCAUCAGAAGGAGGCCGCAGAACAGAUAUUGAGCCUCCCAUGCAGCAGCAGGUUAUUAUGGGAGGUGGCAUGACAGCAGCCAGGAGCUUAGGCAACAAGAUAGAGUUUGCUCCCUCUGAAGUCAUCAGGCCUGUCACAUCUAUAACUGAAAAUAUGGUGCUUGUGGAGAAAGAGAAAACGGUCCUUCCUCAUCAUCUUCUUCUUCAUCAUCAUCAGCAGCAGCAGCAGCAUCAUCAGCAGCUGCAGCAGCAGCAACACUACACAUCUAUCCACCCCAGCAUUAAGAGUCUGUCUGAGGAGACAAGAAAACACUCACAGCAACAACCGCCCCCCAACAAGAUGAACACAGUCCUCCCCCCGGACUUAGCCAAAUCCAAAAUGAGCCCCAACCCAGCUCAGGUCGACUCCCUGAAACAGAAACUUCAGCACCCCAACAACUCUCAAUGCCAUCCCUACCCCAACACAAACCCAAGUGACUUUCUCAAGGCUAAGCCCCACCCAGCCCUGCUGGACAUCUCCAAACCUAAACCCAACACCUCCCCAGAGGUCUCUAAACAUAAAAUACAGAGGUACUCUGAUACCUCCCCACCUCCGACAGGCCGUUUGUCCGCUAAAGUAGAAAUAGCAGAACCUCCAAGGUCUGGUUUCAAGCCGGUGCUAGCGCGGUCAGAGUCGGGAGGAAUUAGUACGAGCAGCAGCAGCAGUACCAAGAGCCCUCUGAUCAUCGAUAAGAACGAGACCUUCACUGUUUACAGGGACCCAGCACUGGUCCGCUCAGAUGCAGAGAACUCUGCCUCUGCCACCGUCUCCUCCAACCAUGUGGCAGCCUAUCUUCAUCCCCACCUGCACACCCUCCACUCCCCCUCCCCUCACUCCCCCUGCCUCACCCCCGCUUCACAUCCCCACGGCGCUUCCCACCUCCUCGCUCCUCCUCACACCUCUGCUCUACCCCACCCGCACCUUUUACCCCCCGGGGUGCUCUCUGCCAUGCCUCCUCCUGCAGCAUCUCUUCUCGGGGGACACCCUCGGCUCGACUCCCCUGGUGGGUUGGGCCACCUCGCCCUGCCUCAUCCGGCAGCCACACACCAGCAGCAGUUCCUACAGGGUCAGGGCCCCCCUCCACCUCCUCUACUAGCCCAGGCUCACAGUGGAGCAGCAGGGCUGGGCCUAUACCCCAUCCUCUGGCAGUACCCCAACGGAACACCAACCUCCUAUACCCCAGGGCUCAACCUGCCCCCCACAGCUAAGUGGGUCCACCCAGAAAAUCCUGUCACCGUGAAUUCCGAGGCUUCUCUCAGGAGGAACACACCAAGUCCAUGGCUUCAUCAGGCUGCUGGUAGUGCUGGUGAUGGCCUCGGUUUGCUGAGCCACGUUCCUGUUCGGCCAGCCAGUGCAGAUGCCCACCGCCCCCCUGUCAAGAUCAACACACACACAAGCCCUCCACUUUCAAAGGCCAGCACGGACAUUCGUAAGGAAGAUGUAGAUAAGAAAGGCUUUGUGGACCCGAUCAGGACGCUGACGUUGGCCCAGCUGAAACAGGAGCAGACAGACAGGAGUCGAACCCCCACAGGAAAAGAUGUCCUCCUACACCACCUCUACCUAGACCCCCACAGCAAGGCUCGCCUGGCAAAUACACAGGAUGCAGUUCAGGCAGCAGACCGAGCCAGUAAAUAUAAAGAGGAGAAUCGUCAAAUCCUGAAAGAGAGUAUAGAGGUCGCUCCCUUCACUGCUAAGAUCCAGCGCUCCAGUGACCCCGGCAUGGACAGGGACAGAGAGAGGAGCAGAGAUUCAGCCUUCCCCGUCCGCAUACCAGCUCUUGCCUCCCCAAGCCCCAAGGCCAGCCACGCCCAUCCCCAUGUCAUCCAGUCAGAAAAGAGCAACUACUUCACUACGCUGUCCAACAGUGUGGUGAAUGAGCCUCCAAGACUUUACCCCUCCAAGGAGCUCAACUCUUACUAUGAAAAGGUGUCCAGCGGAGCUCCAGGGGUUGUGGCCAGUGUUGGGGCCGUGGUGUCAAGUCAGGGAGCUCUGUCCCUGGGCAGCUACAUCUCUAAAGCCUCCCUCUCCAAGCCUCCUCCCCUCAUUAAGCACCAACCAGAAGGAGGAGAGGGUUUAGCAGGGAAAAUCACGGAGCAGCUCAGCCAGCAGGUGACACUAGUCCAACAGCAACAUCAGCACCACACCGGUAUAGACAGGAUAGAACGUCGCAGCCCUGCCAUUUCUUCUUCCUCCUCCUCCACAUCCUCCUCUUUCUCCUCAGCCCCCAACCACCAUCAUCACCACCACCACCACCACCACCACCAACAGCAGCAGCAGCAGCAACACCAGCUCAGGGUAAUGCCAUCUCUACACCGAGCGCCUGUCUUCCAUCCGCCCACACAGCACGCACUGGAGCGUAAAGAGGCUGCAGAGCGAGAGAGGGAGCGGGAGAAGGAAAGAGAACGAGAGAGGGAGAGAGCAGGUUAUGGUGGACGUCUGUCUCCGCCAACCCUCACACCCAUCCAGCCAGUUAGCUUAGCGGCAGCGGGUAACAAAACAUCAGCGGAGCAGCAGAAGCCCCCCACUCUGCUGCCGGAGCUCAGGGACGUCAAAGGUCAUGGAAAUGCUGCCGCUGUCAACUGUGUGCCCUCAGCCAUCAGUGCGGAGAUUAUGACUUCACCUACAGACGUGUGGCGAGGUGGAGAGAUGAUUCAGGAAAGAGGAGGCUUAUUCUCGGGAGAGAAAGGACUAUCAAGGGGCAAGCCCCAAGCUGCAAUGGCAUCAGUCAUUGUGCGUCCGUCGACAUCUAUUAAGUAUGACAGUUCUGUUGGUGCUAACAAAUCUGGUGCUUUGAUCCAUAAGGAGCUCCCCCAGGGGAGACUCUAUCCAUCCAAGCUUCAGGGGGAAUGUCCUAGACUAGGGGAGUGUGUUAGAGAACCUGGAGCAGGAAGGAUUAUCCAGCACAACUCCAACCUGGACGACAUGUCUGUCCAGUAUAAAAAGACUUCUAUGCGUGACAUGCAGGGAACUAUGGGAGCCAGUACCACAAACUCUGUGUGCAGGACUGCCGUUUCAGCUGCAUCAGCUUUUGGCAUACAGAUUAAAAGUCCGACAUACUUCCCAGAGCUGGGCUACUCAGUCUCAGCUCGGGGAGAGAUUUCAGCCCAUAACACUGGCAUUGGUGGCUGGGCACUGAGCCACUCAGGUUCAGGAGAGCACCAGGAGGAGUUAGGCUCACGUACCACAUCUCCAGCGGGGUCUCUGCCUCCCCCUAGUCCAGCAGGGACACCCCAGCCCUGUCAAAGCCUCACCCCAACACCCAGCUCAAUUUCUGGUUCAAGUCAACCUUACUCCUCCUCCUUUGUCCACCUUAAGAAGCACAAAGCUGCCUUGGCUGCAGCCCAAUCCAGAAGCAACUUCUCCACUACUCCCACAUCCACCACAACUGGAAACUUCUCCCUAACUGUGGAUUCAGGGGAGAAAAUUCCCAUUCACAACUCGCCUCCUCCACCCUCUUCCAGCCAAGCCUCAUCAUCCUCCAUCGACAGCAGUAGCAGCAGCUCGGCAAGCGGGAGCACAACACCAGGCAAGUCUAGUCCCCUGCCUAAUGGCCAUACCUCUGGAUCAGCCUCAACAAGCAGCGGGCAGCCCAGUAACUACCACAAGCUGAAGAAAGCCUGGUUAACCCGACACUCAGAGGAGGACAGGAACACAACUGCUACUACAAGCGCCACCAGUGCUAAACCAGAGAAACAGCUCAGCACCACCACCAGCACAAGUAACACCACAGCCAUGUCUGAUAUGAUCAAACCCUGUACCGUCAAUCUCAGCGCCUCCACCUCCAGUGAGGUGGACAUGAGCAAAGACGGUGGAAGCAAAGUCGAGAGAGAGAGGCAGCUGGAGGAGAAGGUGGGAGGAGCAGCAGGAGGAGGGGAGGAGAGGAAAGCAGCUCCUUUAUCAAGGCGAGGUAACAAACGGUCAUACGAGUCCGGUUCAGAGAGUGGGGGAGAUGACUCUGACAACAGUGAAAGCAAAAUGGAGGGCCGAGCCAAGCGUCAGCCUAAACCAACCUACAAGAAGAAACAGAAUGAUAUGGCCAAGAAGAAAGGAGACAAUGAAAAGGAUGAAGAUGAUAUGAAGCCCAAUGGCAUCUUCAGAUCAGCCAGAGAGAAGACUAAACUCAAGCUGGCCAGCAGCAAUGGGAUUCCCCGCUCCGUUCUGAAGGACUGGAGGAAGGUGAAGAAGCUGAAGCAGACAGGGGAGUCUUUCCUGCAGGAUGACUCGUGUUCAGAAAUUGGACCCAACUUGCAAAAGUGUCGGGAGUGCAGGGUGGUCCGCAGCAAGAAGGGCGAGGAGCCGGCACAUUCCCCUGUCUUCUGUCGGUUCUACUAUUUCAGACGGCUUUCCUACAGUAAAAAUGGAGUUAUCCGGAUGGAUGGCUUCUCCACUCCAGACCAGUUUGAUGAUGAAGCCCUGGCCCUGUGGGUCCCUGGGGUGAUGGAGGAGAGCCACCUGGACCAAACCACAGCCAAGUAUAUCCUCAGCUUCAUCGGAGACAAGUUCUGUCAGAUGGUUGUGACUGAGAAUACUGCAGCCACCUGGGUCAAGAAGGAUGCCAAGCUGGCGUGGAAACGAGCUGUGAGGGGGGUGAGAGAGAUGUGUGACGCCUGCGAGGCAACACUCUUUAACAUCCACUGGGUUUGUCAGAAAUGUGGCUUUGUUGUCUGCUUGGACUGCUACAAGGCCAAGGAGAGAAGGAACUCCAAAGAUAAAGAACUAUACGGCUGGCUGAAGUGUGUGAAAGGCCAGCCUCAUGAUCAUAAACACCUGAUGCCAACACAGAUCAUACCUGGCACAGUGCUGACAGAGUUGGUGACUUCCAUGCACUCUUUGAGAGAAAAACACAACAUCAAAUCCUACUGUCCUUGUACCAACAAGCAGAACCUCCUCACCAAACUUCCAGCCACCAACGGAGUCUCACAGGUUCUGCAGAACGUCCUGAACCACAGUAACAAACUGUCUCUGGUGAAAGCUGAGCCAGGCUCUGACCGAGGAGGCACCAAGGCAGAGACAAACGGAGGAGGUGUUGGAGGAAGCAGUCCAGGCAGCGAUGCAGGAAGUGCUGCUGUCACCCCACCAGAGUCCCAGUCACCUCUGCACUUUCUGGCUGAUCUGGCAGAGCAGAAAUCUAGGGAAGAAAAGAAAGAAAACAAGGAGUCAGUGCUGUUGGGUAAAUCAGUGAAAGAAGACAAAAGGGGAGACAGCCUGGAGGUCCUGCAGCAGUGUAAAACCACCUCACUCGUGGCUAACAGUACGGAGCAGGGCUCCACACUCAGAGAUCUGCUCACCACCACAGCAGGGAAACUGAAGCUGGGCUCUACUGAUGCUGGAAUCGCUUUUGCACCAGUCUACUCUACUGCUUCACAGACUGGAAAAGGUGGUCGGACCAUGCCCAAUAUCCUUGAUGACAUCAUCGCUUCAGUAGUUGAGAAUAAAAUCCCCGCCAGCCGCCAGAACAUCACCACCAAACUGUCAAUCAAGCAGGAGCCUGUCACCCUAGGCAACAAUAACAACAACAACCCUGCCUCUGCUGUUACUGAAGAUGCCAAACCAGAGAGGAAGAAGUCAGCGCCUGUUACUGCAGCAGUGUCAGAGGAAUCAGCCAAUCACUAUCCAGAUAUUUCCCAUUGCUGGUUAAACAACAGACAGUUACUGUGGCUCAAAGAUCACCGCAACCAGAACAACUGGAAGCUGUUCAGAGAAUGCUGGAAACAAGGACAGCCUGUGUUGGUGUCAGGGAUCCAUAAGCGACUGAAUGCCAGUCUGUGGAAAGCUGACUCCUUCAACCAGGAGUUUGCAGACCAUCAGGGAGACCUCCUCAACUGUAAAGACCAGGUGGUGUCCAACUCCGGAAUCAAGGAGUUCUGGGAUGGAUUUGAGGACCUCACCAAGCGACCCAAAUCCAAGGAUGGAGAACCUAUGGUCUACAGACUGAAGGACUGGCCAUCUGGAGAAGAGUUCAUGGCCCUAAUGCCCUCAAGAUAUGAUGACUUGAUGAAGAACCUGCCCCUGCCAGAGUACUCAGAUCCAGAGGGCAACCUCAACUUGGCCUCCCACCUGCCAUCUUUCUUUGUCAGGCCAGAUCUGGGGCCAAGACUAUGCUGUGCCUACGGUGUAGCUGCGUCUCAGGACCAGGACUUUGGGACUGCCAACCUCCAUGUAGAAGUUUCAGAUGUCGUCUCUGUUCUGGUCUAUGUGGGAGUAGCUAAAGGCAAUGGAGUCCUGUCUAAAACUGGAGUGUUGAAGCGUCUGGAGGAGGAGGAUGUAGAUGAGGGGGUUCGGAGAAGGCUGAAAGACUCCAGUGAGACACCGGGGGCACUGUGGCACAUCUACCUCAACAGAGACAUGGACAAAGUCCGAGAGUUCCUGCACAAGCUCUGUACGGAGCAGGGACUGGAUGUGUCGCUUGACCAGGACCCAAUCAGAGAACAGAGCUUGUACCUGAGCAGGAAGCAGCGUCAGCGGCUGCUGGAUGAACACGGAGUUCAGGGCUGGACUGUGGUUCAAUUCCUGGGAGAUUCUGUACUUAUUCCAGCAGGGGCCAUGCACCAGGUCCAGAACCUCCACAGUUGUGUUCAGGUCAUCAAUGACUUUGUGUCUCCCGAGCAUGUGGCCAACUCCUUCCACCUGACCCAGGAGCUCCGACCCAAUAAAGAGGAGGUCAACUAUGAGGACAAACUACAGGUGAAGAACAUCCUGUACCACUGUGUAAAGGAGGCCGUCAGCUCCCUGAAGAGGGGUAGCGCUGAGGAAGAUGACGAGGAAGAGAACUCAUGACACCCCAUCGGCGGCAUCCACGCCUUCAAGAGAGGGACAUGACUCCCAUGAGCACCUCGCUCUGCCUACUCCCACCUCCUCACGUGGAGGACUGUUAUCACGUGACUGCAAGAGGUGGUGAUGUGACCCAUGGGUACUGCACCUGCAUCACACAUCCAGGUGGCCAGUGAGAGCCACGCCCAUCUCCAUCAUCACCCCAAACCUUCAGUGCCAAGAGGAGACAAACACAAGACAUGAGGGGCCACUGGAUAGGCAGGGAUUAAACCUCAACUACCACACCUCUUUGUGUUUCAUAAACUCAGAACACAGGGAGGACAGAGGAUGAAGAGGGCAGCAUGUUGGUUGUGAGCCUUAUAAAAGCCACUACGCUGGAGUGAAACAGCACUACAAGCCUCCAAUGAAACAAAACGGAACUCUUUAGUGUGAAUGAUGGUGCGUUUAGCUAAGAUCCAGUUUCCUUGGAGACUCAGACUGGUCACAGGUUUGAUGGCAGCAGCAGUGAUGAUGAAGACACAGCUGCUCUCUCAUUGUAAUCUGCUGUGGAUUAUAAAGGCCAGGAGGUUUAAUCCCUGUUUUUAGCAGCAGCCCACACAACGUCUUGGAUAGAAGAUUUUUCUGAUCACGUCAGCAUCACCAGCAGCAAGCAGCAUCAGGAUCAAAAAAAGCAAGAAAAAAGGUUUGAGGGGGAAAAAAUGCAAAACAGAAAUCUCAGAUGUUUCAGUCAGCAGGCAGUGAGCUCUGCUGCUCCCUCCUUUUUUGUUCCUUCUGUGAUUUGUCUGUUCAUGUCCUCUUUUCUAGUUCUGUUGUUUUAUUUCCUCUGUGAAGAUGUAUUUAUUUUAUAGCUCUAUGGUAUGCGAUGUUAUUGAGAGAAAAAGCAUUGAUGUAAAUGUGACUUGUACAGUUUUUUUUCUUUGCUAUGUGAUUUUCAGUUGUAAUACGGCUCUACUGUGAUGGAGGACACACACACACACACACA